Molecule: messenger RNA, 1026 nt
Organism: Penicillium vulpinum
Lineage: Eukaryota; Fungi; Ascomycota; Eurotiomycetes; Eurotiales; Aspergillaceae
Product: DUF92 domain-containing protein
Exons: 4
Coding region: 1-1026 (341 amino acids)
Cellular component (GO): membrane
Source: RefSeq, a predicted model, not a curated record
AUGAAACCUUAUAUAGGCCUACCUCUCGUGGCCGGACUUGUCUAUCGAGCUUGGUCGCGCAAAUCCCUUACCCCGCUCGGCCUAGUCGUUGCGGGAUGUUCAGCCUCCGCACAUGCUCUCCACCCAUGGUCGGCACCAGUCGCACUCCUUGCGGUAUUCUAUUUCAGCGGGACUAGGGCUACAAAGGUAAAACAUGAGAUCAAGUCGCGCUUGACGCUCUCCGCAACUGGUGCGGAAGGCGGCGAAGGUGCCCGGAAUCAUCUCCAGGUCCUGGCAAACUCCGUAGUUGCUACCGUAUUAUCGAUCGCCCAUGCAAUUGUCCUGGCCAAAACGACAAGCACCGAAUCGUGUUUCUCACUCGGCCAGAAUGCGGCUGAUAUCUUAAUGGUUGGGAUUGUAGCAAACUACGCCGCUGUCGCUGCAGACACCUUCUCCUCCGAGCUCGGUAUUCUCUCGAAAUCCAAACCCCGCCUGAUUACCUCGUUGAAUCUCCGCGAAGUACCCCCUGGUACAAAUGGAGGUGUAACUGCGACUGGUCUUGGGGCUGGCCUUUUGGGGUCGUUCAUUGUUUCCGCGACAUCUGCUGUGGUUCUUCCGUUCUGUGCCAGUGCCGGAUUGAAAGAUCGAGCUCUGUGGACCAUAGCUAUGACACUUUGGGGUACAUUGGGCAGUGUUCUUGACAGUGUUCUCGGUGGGCUUUUGCAGGCCAGUGUUGUCGAUAAGAGGACCGGGAAGGUUGUAGAGGGGAAUGGUGGCAGAAAGGUGCUCAUUCACCCUUCCACGGGCAAGCCGGUUAUUUCUGAUAGCACUGCCACUGCCACUGGUAGCAUCCAUAAGGCUGCAUUGCGUGGCAUCCAAGUGGCACAUAUCGUCGAGGAAAGUCAGGAAAGUCGUCGCCUCGAAACUGGCCAUGACUGGCUAGACAACAAUGGCGUCAAUCUCCUCAUGGCUGCGACUAUGAGUGUCGGAGCUAUGUGUAUUGCACAGUGGUUCUGGGGGUUGGAUGUGUUUGAGUUGCUGGUGUAA